CUCUACCACUCUCUCUCUGGGCCCACAAAUGAGUGCAUGCACAAGAGGGAGUGUGCUAUAACUCUCAUGCACCAUCUCUCUCUUCUUCUUCCUCACUUUACUCUCAUGACACAUGAGGGCAUAUAAGGCAUGAAGGUGUUCAAGGGCAAGAUUAGGGCAGCCAUAGGAUCACUCAUGGACCACGCGGGCACGGCAUCCACCAAUGCUUCAUCGGCUGCCAUCCCGGACCGGGCUCUCCUCGCCGACAUCGAGACUGCCAUCGAGCGGAGCACUGGCAGCGGCGGCGGGGGCCACGACGACCGGCACGUCCAUGAGAUCCUCUUCCUCGUCUCCAACGCGCCUGGCGCGAUCACCUUCCUCUCCCGACGCAUCACGGCGCGCCUCGAAGCCGCGCGCGCCCCGGCCGCCGCACUCCGGUCGCUCCUCCUCGUCCACCGCCUCCUCCGCGCCGGCGACCGCUACUUCGAGCAGGACCUCCGAAGCCUCUGGGCGUCCCGGGACCUCCGCGUCGGCGCACCCCGGUGCAGCUGCUCGCCACUCGCCGCCGGCGUCGACUACGUCAACGCCGGCGCCGCGGCCGCCACGGGCGCUUGCGCCUUCGUCCACGGCUACUCGGCCUACCUCGAGGAGCGCAUGCAGUGGGUGAUCAACCAAGCCGGCAACCUGGAGCCCGCGCGGCCUUCGCCGCCACCUCACCACGACGGCAAGCUCCCGCAUCCUCCCUCCUCUUCCCACGACGCCGACGUGGAGACGCUCCUCUUCAAGCUCGCCAUGUGCCAGAGGCUGCUCGACCUCACCAUCCAGCUGCUGCCGGACAACAACACGAGCGCAUGCGCCGCCGCCAGGUCGGCCUUCGGCAUUGUGCUCCGGGAGAGCUUCAAGGUCUACGACGCCUUCAUGGAAGGCCUCGACGCGAUGCUGCUGCGAUCGAGGAGCCUCGACGGGCUAAGCAAGCCCCUGAGGCUCUCGGCGAACGAGAUAAUGAGGAAGGCAAGCGCUCAGACGCCGGAGCUCAAGGAGUUCUACCACAAGUGCAAGAGGAGCAACGGGAGCAAGAGCCUCGAUUACCCUCUCGUAAGGGUGGUCACGCCGGCGCAGGCCUCGGAGAUGGAGAUGGAAUCCGUGCCGAUCCCAGAAGAGGACUGCCAGGAGAAGGAGGUAAGUGACGGUAGCGGCGGCGCGCCGUUGGUGCGCAAGAUGGAGACGACGAUCAGCACGGUGUGGGUCGAGUUCGACGACGACGACCAGCAGAUCGCUGGUGAUGGUGAUCACUCCUUGAAAGCCGUGCAGCCAAGCUAGCUAGCUCGUAGUUCUUGCAACUUCCAAGUAUGUUUAAUUUUGGGUGCUCCGGAUUGGACGGUCUCCUCUCUUCUUGAUCUUCUUCGUGUGCAAGGUUAAUUAUU
Molecule: messenger RNA, 1403 nt
Organism: Phragmites australis (common reed)
Lineage: Eukaryota; Viridiplantae; Streptophyta; Magnoliopsida; Poales; Poaceae
Product: putative clathrin assembly protein At1g33340
Exons: 1
Coding region: 130-1299 (389 amino acids)
Biological process (GO): clathrin-dependent endocytosis; clathrin coat assembly; vesicle budding from membrane
Cellular component (GO): clathrin-coated pit; clathrin-coated vesicle
Molecular function (GO): 1-phosphatidylinositol binding; phosphatidylinositol-4,5-bisphosphate binding; clathrin heavy chain binding
Source: RefSeq, a predicted model, not a curated record